GUUGGUUUCCGUUGCGUUUGAUCUUCUGGCUUGAUCGCUCUGUGGUUUCUUUCGCACUUUACAAUUGAGUUGGAAAGUCAGCCAGAAUGAUGGUCGAGACGACUUGCGACGAGACCGGAGUUCUCAAAGGUCGCCCUUCCAUUGCGGGCGGACCGUCAGAGCCUCAAGUUAGGACAGUAGCUCAAGGCGAGGCUGAGAUUGGGAGAACGAUUGCCACAGCGUUCUCCAUCCUUUUAUGCAUUUUCCUUUUUCCCAUAUCACUACUGGCAAUUGUGAAGCUGGUCAACGAAUAUACGCGUGUCGUUAUCAUGAGACUUGGUCGCGUUGUCUCCGGUGAUGCCAAGGGCCCCGGCUUGUUCUUCGUCCUGCCCUGCAUCGAUGACUUGAGGAAUAUUGAUCUUAGAACGCAGGUUUCUGAUGUCCCACCACAGGAGAUUCUGACCAAGGACCAUGUAACAGUGACCGUGGAUGGUGUCCUGUUCUACCGUAUCUUCCAACCGGUUAUGUCAGUAACCAAUGUUGCCAACGCUCAAUACAGCACCUGGCUUUUGGCUCAAACUACGCUGAGAAACAUUCUAGGAACUGUCACUCUGGAGGAGCUCAUCAGCAACCGCGAGGAGAUUAGUCGCCGUAUGCAAGUGAUCCUGGAUGAAGCCACCGACCCUUGGGGUGUCAAGGUGGAGCGCAUUGAUGUGAAAGAUGUCAAGAUGCCCAAAAAGCUCCAGAGAGCCAUGGCUGCUGAGGCUGAAGCUGCUCGUGAUGCCAGAGCUAAGGCCAUCACCGCUGAAGGAGAGCAGAGAGCCUCCCGUGCGCUGAAGGAAGCCGCUAACGUGUUGACACGCAGUCCUGGCGCCAUGCAGCUGCGUUAUCUGCAGACAUUGCAAGCCGUAUCAGCCGACAACAACCACACCGUUGUCUUCCCUUUGCCCAAUGACCUGGUCAAUCGUGUUGUUGGUGCUUUUGCCGGUGCCGGUAGGGGCGGUCCAGGCCUUGAUAUGGCUGCUGCCGCUGCUGCCGUACAGCCGCUUAUCCAAUAAGCAUUCUUGGUUCAGCGUGGUGUCAAACGGGUUAUGUACAUCUGACAUGGAUAGCAGCACUGUGUGUAUGUGUGUCGCUGUCGUGCUGCCAUAUUGCCCUGUUGGUGGUGACAGUCCAGGCACUGUACCCUAGUUGUGCCGUACAGUGGUGCUCUGCUGGAAGACUUACCAGUACAGCUCGGGCAAUGUCCAUGCACAAGGCACAGUCAGCGCAUUGUUUCUCUUUUGAUAUACCCGGUAGUUGAUGGCAUUGCCCGAUAUCACCACCCCCACCCCUCUUGCUUGAGAUCACGUCUUUAUAUGCAUGGCUUUAGUCACUUGGUUUAUGUGUUGGCUAUUUCUUGAACUGGAUCUUGAGUCUUUUGCGUUAGCUUGAUUUUAGCUGCUUUCCCGCUUUAGUUUAUGCAUUAACUUGCAACCUCCGCAGGCCUGAGGGCCUGUCGUAAACUUUCGAAACAUUGAAGUAUGCCAAUGAAUGAAUGAAGAGCAUGGCUUGUUUGACGUCA
This is a messenger RNA of Sycon ciliatum, 1543 nucleotides long. RefSeq names its product stomatin-like. The transcript has 6 exons. NCBI's taxonomy places the organism in Eukaryota, Metazoa, Porifera, Calcarea, Leucosolenida, Sycettidae. Bases 87 to 1037 code for a protein of 316 amino acids. The record is from RefSeq and is a predicted model, not a curated record. Gene Ontology annotation, cellular component: plasma membrane.